CUGAGCUCAAGGCAGGCAGCCGGGGUGGCUACUCUGUGAUUCUCACCACUGCCAUUUUCUAACCUCAGAAAUUAUUUCCUUAGCCUUUCAGGAGAUUGCAGUAUUUCUGCAGUUCAGUUUCUGAGAGCUUUACUGAUUUGUCUUCCUACUCAAGCCAAGCAAACACUGAUUGCUACAUUUCUGAAGAAGAUCUCGCGAUCUGGACUCCUGGGGAGAAUCUUCGGUGAGGCUCAGCCAUACCUGGAGAGAUGGGGAGUGAGUACAAGAGAAUUAUUCUGCUGAAAGGACUGGAGCUCAUCAACGACUACCAGUUUAGCAUAGUUAAGUCCCUACUGGCCCAUGAUUUGGGACUGACUACCAACAUGCAAGAAGAAUAUAACAAGGUCAAGAUUGCUGACCUGAUGGAAAAGAAGUUCCCAGGGGCUGCCUGUGUGGACAAGCUAAUAGACCUAUUCAAGGACAUGCCACCACUUAAUGACAUUGUUAAGCAACUUAGAAAUGAGAAGAUGAAAGUUGCAAAGAAAAUGAAGACAACAGAAGAAACUCCAAAGAAGAAGGCGCAGCAGGCAAGGGUGGGCCCCUCGGCAUGUGCCCCCACGACAAGUAGCGCUCUGCUGUGCGAGAGAGCGGAGGGGACCACUGCGUCUCAGAAAAGAAAAACCGCCGCCAAAGGAACGGCUGCGACAAAAAAGAACAAGGGGAUCCAGCCGCAGACCCAGGCGGUCUGCCGUCCCGGAGCCGGCACGUCCGCAGCGGUCGGCUUCCUUCCGCGGCCCCAGACCGCGUCGUCGGCUCCGCCCUUCUGCGCCUUCCCCGAGAUGAUGAAGGGCCAACAUCAAGCUGGUCCUAGAGGACGUGUGCUUCAGCAGGGCCCCCUGACUGUCCUGGUACUGAAAGCAACGGAGCCAUUUGAAUACGAGUCCCCAGAAGAGGGGAGAAGCAGAAUGUUUCAUGCUACAGUGGCCACUCCCAGUCAGUUUUUCCAUGUGAAGGUUUUAAACAGCAACCUGAAAGAGAAAUUCACAAAAGAGAAUAUCAUUACCAUAUUAGAUUACUAUGAAUGCAAAGGAAUCCUCGAGAUAAACAAAGCCUCAUCUGUGUACGAAGCCGAUCCUUUCCAAUUGAUUGUGGUCCCAAACAGCAUCAUCAAAAGAGCAAAUGAAACUCCCAAGAUUGAUAAUCUUUACAAGCAAGCAUCAGGAACAUUUGUGUAUGGAUUAUUUCUGUUACAUGAGAAAAAAGUGAAUAGGAAGACGACAGUGUAUGAAAUACAGGAUAACACAGGAACGAUGGAGGUCGUGGGGACCGAGAGAUGGCAUAACAUCAGGUGUGAGAAAGGAGAUAAACUUCGACUCUUCUGUUUUCAACUGAAAACAAUUGACCAGAAGCUGAAACUGACAUGUGGAACUCACAGCUUCAUCCAGAAAAAGAAAAUCAAAACCAUACAAAAUGAUGAAUCCAAGAGGACCCAGCCAACCCAAGAACAGAGUCAGCUUCCAGGACCUUCUGUAAUCAGAACACAGUCAACGUGCAGCAACCCUCAGACUCCUCAGAUGCCUCCACCAACCCCAGGCAGCAGUUCCUCAACCAAGUAGAAACCAAGAUUGAAGGCUGUACCUAGAGAAGCUUCCAUAGAAGAGGGUUUCCAGAAGGGCCCCAAGGAAGUGAUGGUGCUGAAAGCAACAGAACCAUUUGCAUAUGAUCUCAUGGAAGCAGAGAGAAAGAUGUUCCAUGCCACUGUGGCUACUGAGAGCCAAUUCUUCCAAGUGAAGGUUUUUCAUGUCAGCCUGAAGGAGAAGUUCAUCCCAAAGAAAGUCAUCACCAUAUCAGAUUACUAUGGUCGCAAUGGGUUCCUGGAGGUGUAUGAUGCCACUUGUGUGUCUGAUGUCAAUGCUGACCGAAAGAUGGAAAUCUCAAGCAGACUGAUCCAAAAUGCAAAUGCAACUCCUAAAAUCAAUAAUCUUUACUCACAGGAGCCAGGAACAUUUGUGAGUGGGAUAUAUCAGGUGCAUAAGAAAAAAGUGUUGAAUGAACACAUCAUUUUGUAUGAAAUACAAGAUAAUACAGGGAAGAUGGAGGUCUUGGUGUAUGGACGACUUACCAAAGUCAACUGUGAGGAAGGUGAUAAACUCAAACUCAUCUGCUUUGAACUAAGUGCGGAUCCGAGACAGCUGAGAUCUGUAAUUCACAGUUUCAUCAAGGUCAUCAAGUCCAGGAAAAACAAGAAACAACCACUCAAUCCUGAUUCACAUAUGGAAAACCUCACUAUAACACCCUUCUAAAAACCUGGAUGCCAUUAACAAUGAUGUCUGUGGAGGUAAAUCUAAUUAUAGAAAAAAAAUACAUAUAUAUGAGACAAAUUCAGUGAUAGAUAUACCAGCUAUUGCUGCUAGGGAAUAGAGUCCUAAUGGGUGCUUUUUAUUUCCUUUUCUAUACUUUUCUAUGCCAUCCUAUGGCCAUAUUUUGCAUGUAUAAUUUUUAUAAUUUGGAAAAAAUAAUAAACUUUUUUUUUCUAAA
Messenger RNA from Neomonachus schauinslandi (Hawaiian monk seal), 2517 nucleotides. It is a transcript of the gene IFI16, whose product is annotated as interferon gamma inducible protein 16. Gene Ontology annotation, cellular component: nucleolus. The record is from RefSeq and is a predicted model, not a curated record. Gene Ontology annotation, biological process: activation of innate immune response; positive regulation of interleukin-1 beta production; cellular response to interferon-beta. Lineage: Eukaryota; Metazoa; Chordata; Mammalia; Carnivora; Phocidae. Gene Ontology annotation, molecular function: double-stranded DNA binding. The transcript is spliced from 10 exons.